This is a messenger RNA of Hemicordylus capensis (graceful crag lizard), 3826 nucleotides long. RefSeq names its product polycystin 2 like 2, transient receptor potential cation channel (gene PKD2L2). Gene Ontology annotation, molecular function: calcium channel activity; calcium ion binding. Lineage: Eukaryota; Metazoa; Chordata; Lepidosauria; Squamata; Cordylidae. Gene Ontology annotation, cellular component: membrane. The transcript is spliced from 14 exons. The coding region runs from base 121 to 2043 and encodes 640 amino acids. The record is from RefSeq and is a predicted model, not a curated record. Gene Ontology annotation, biological process: detection of mechanical stimulus.
CCCCGCCCACAAGGCGCCGCUCGUCGGUUCGUUAUUGGAACCUGGGGAGGACAGAAGCGGCGCAGCGGGCGCGCCUGUAGGCAGGGGCCGCUUUAUUUUAUCUCCCCUCCGCGGCCCGCCAUGGACUCGUUCAACCAAGAUCCGCCCUUGUUAGAGCAGCGAAGCAGUUAUGGUAGUAUGAAACCUCGCCUGACCCAUAGCAGAGAGCUAGAAAUAAAAACUACUCUUCAAGAACUAUUGAUCUACAUCAUUUUUCUAACAGAUCUAUGUAUAUUGUCAUUUGGAAUGGUGAGCCCAGAUAUGUAUUACCUGAACAAAGUUAUGUCAAGUCUCUUUCUGGAAACUCCAUUGUCAGAAAGAGAUCAAACUACCUUCAAAACCAUAAGCAGCAUUGAACACUUUUGGAAGUAUGUAGAAGGACCACUUCUGGAUGGACUUUAUUGGAAAAAAUGGUAUACUGAAAAUUCCACAUCAGUCCAUGAAAAUAGCAGCCACAUCUACUAUGAGAACUUACUGUUAGGAGUAGCUCAAAUCCGGCAGCUUAAGAUCCAUAACAGCACAUGUUCUGUCUAUCCUGCUUUCCGGUCAUUCAUGAAAGCAUGCUAUGGUAGAUACAGCUCUGUAAAUGAGGAUAAAGAAAGCUUUGGCUUUAGGAAUGACACCAUGUGGAACUACACCCCUUCGAACGCACUAAUCCCAGGGCAUUGGGGUCUCAUUGAUAUAUACAGUAGUGGAGGAUUUCGUUUUACUUUGAGCAAAUCAAAGGAGAUAAGCGAGCAGAAGCUCGCCUUUCUCAGGGAACAUAGCUGGAUCACCAGAGGGACGAGAGUAGUCUUCAUUGAUUUUUCAGCAUAUAAUGCCAAUGUGAAUCUCUUUUGCGUAGUCAGGCUAGUUGUGGAAUUUCCUGCAACAGGUGGCGCGCUUCCUUCAUGGCAGUUCAACUCCGUAAAGCUUCUCAGAUACGUCACCUAUUAUGAUUAUUUCCUGGGCUCUUGUGAAGUUAUCUUCUGCCUCUUCAUCUUCUCUUUCAUUGUCCAGGAAUGUAUAAACAUCCGCAAAAUGAAAUUUGAAUACUUUAGAAAUGCCUGGAACUGGCUAGAUAUGCUGUUGCUCUUGUUGUCUGUUAUUGCUAUUGCCUUCAACGUUUACCGAACUAUUGAAGUGUCCAGAUUGAUGGAAAAUCUUCUCUCCAAUUCAUUUGUCUAUCCAGACUUUCAUUUCCUCACAUUCUGGCAGACCCGUUACAAUAAUAUGAUUUCAGUGAAUGUCUUCUUUGCAUGGAUAAAGAUAUUUAAAUACAUCAGCUUUAACAAGACCAUGACUCAGUUAUCUUCCACUUUGUCCCGCUGUGCUAAAGACAUAAUUGGAUUUGCCAUCAUGUUCUUUAUAAUCUUCUUUGCAUAUGCGCAACUCGGCUACCUGGUCUUCGGUUCACAAGUGGAUGAGUUUUCCACUUUCCAGAACUGCAUUUUUACCCAGUUCCGCAUUGUGCUUGGAGAUUUUAAUUUUGCCAGUAUAGAGCAUGCAAACCGAAUUCUUGGGCCAAUUUACUUCAUCACAUUUGUAUUCUUUGUAUUCUUCGUAUUGCUGAACAUGUUCUUGGCUAUCAUUAAUGACACAUACUCUGAAGUGAAAGCUGACUUCUCCGUUAACCCAGGCAGAGAAUUUGGGAUUAGUGACCUUAUUAAACAGAGUUGCAAUAAAGCUCUAGUCAAACUCAAACUGAGGAAUGCAUCGCAGACCGAAGACAUGCCAAGAAAAGUACAGUCAGCCUCCAGAGGAGAUGGAACCGACCAGUUCUCCAGUGUGACUCCUUUGGAUAAGGCUUUCCAGAUGUACAGCAGACCUACAGAAACAAAUGAAGGACUUGACCACCAAGUUAAAUGUGACUGUGAGAAAUAUUCCAAGUUACAGAGAUUCACCAGACAAACAAUAUUGAGAGUUCUCUCCUUUGAUUCUUGCCCUGAACUCAGAGUGAUGUACCGAUGUCACACCCAAACUAAUGCAAGUGAGAGCAUGCUAUUUUUCAUGCUAGGCAUAUAAUUAGUAUUUUAGUUCUCCCCCUGCCCAGCCAAAAAGUAGGAAUACACUCACUGCCCACCUUGUCAUGUGAUGAGGAAACCAUCACAAUUUUCUGUGCCAUGGAGGAAGUUAAAAGGAAUCCAGUACAGGUCCCUUCUAUUUAGUGCUUACAGGUGACUGAGUAAUUCCAGACAUUCAGUUCCAAGCACAGGCAAUACUCCACUGUCACACAUUUGUUGUGUGGCCUGCAGAUGGAUGCAAGUCUGUUUAUCUUUAAACAUCAUAGCUCACAUCAUCAUAAGCUUUAUUUCAGUCCACAACCAGCAUGUAAACAAAAUACAAGAAUACAGGACAGAAAAUUCAAUCCACAGCCAUGGCUCACAUCCUGCGCAGUGAAACAUGGGCAGCUGAAGCACUGCCUGUGCCACUGUGUCUCUGUAAACAGCAGAAGAAGGCAGUCCCAGUCUAACUUGAAGUUGUGCAAUAUUCCACAACCACACUGGCACACACAACAACAACUUGGGCAGUGCUCCAACUUGUCACUGUAGAGUUUCCUCCAGCUCAUGUCACAUAUAUCACAAUGCCCCCACCACACAUUUUUAACACCUGUAAUUUAUAACCCUGGUUAAACCAAAACAUGGGAAUAGUAGAGCCAGUGAACAAUGAACUGGUGACAGUGAACAGUCACCAAAUAUUCAGUCCAAAAGGAGGAAGUCCAAGGAAAGCAAGGAAGAGCUCCUGUUCUCACUGUGUAACUGUUGAUGAAAUAACUGGACAAGCAGGGGUCACAGAUCACCCUCUAACCACUGGAGGCAUUCCCCCUCAAAGAGCUUUUCUGUCUGCCCCAAAAAGUACCUCCCCCCCUUUAAUUGUUCCUCAAGCUUUCCCUCUUGCCUGUAUUCCUGUGGGCAAUAGAAAUAAAGCCAACAGGAUGACAUCACAUUUCAAUUGAUAUAUCUUCCUUCCCAAGCACCCUCUGCAUAAAUUGUCACAAUUUGCUUCCCUCUCUCCUCAUAUGCUGUUGAGCAUUAUUCAGGAAAACAGUCAUUCAUAAACUUAAGGCUAAAUGACAUAUUAUAUUAAGCCUAUCGUUAAUCGAUAGUGGCUUAAAACCAGGCAUAGACAGGAUAUACGCUCUCUCUCUCUCUCUCUCUAAUGGCCACAAAAACCCCAAUGUGGAUCGAGACUAUGGUGCAUGGGGAGGGAGAUAAACACUUUCCUUCUGCUUUUUUAUACUGAAAAUCUCUUCUGAACUGGCUCUUUGCAGCAAACAAUUUCAGGGAGAUUUUGAGGAGGAAAAAGUACAGGGGGAAAUGUUAACCUCCUUCCCACGUGCUGCAGUCUCAGUUCAGAUUGGGCCUCCUGUGAUGACUAUUUUAAUAAUAUAAAAGGAACAGCUCCUGUUUGCGUCUGGUUUUAAGCCCAUCUAUUAAUGAUGGGCUUAAUGUUUUGUGUAAUUUGACCUUUUAGAGCAGGGAUAUCAUAGUUUCCCAGCAACCAAACUGGCUGACUCAGGAUGCUUAGUUGUUUUAGGGUCCAUUCCAGUAUCUCCACCAUAACUUUCUGUUCUGUGUUCUCAUCAGUAUAUAAAGGAACCAUCUAUCUUGAGGGUCACUUUAUGUUUUACAAAACGCGUGUAUUUAAAUGGCAGUGGGGAUUUCCUUCACUGCAGGUCCAUUGAUUGGGGAAGCUGUGCACACAUUGGUUUCUUUAUCUGCAAUAUAUGAGAAACUCUGUCAGCUUUAAAAUACACUAGAGAUUAGGGUUGUUUACAGAACAGAGAACCUGCUCCAAUUGUGAUCUA